UGUUGUGGCCAGUGUCGGCGAACUUGCAGACGACAGCAUUCGGCGAAAGAUUUGGACGGGCGGGCGGGCGGACCGUGAGCAGCCGUUACCGAAACAAGUUUUUGGCAAGUAUCGAUCGAGCAAAGUCGAGCACUCUCUGCUUCCCUCCUUCAUCCCUACUCUCAUUUCAUGCAUUCUGCGUCCCCCUCUUCUUGGUUUGCUCGUUCUCCACCUCGAUAGCGUCCUUUGACAUCUAUCCAUGUCCGAUCAUGAUGAACACCAGCCUGCUGGGCCGUUCGAGGGUCCAGAGAAGCUCCUAGAGAUAUGGUUCGCUCCAUCCCCAGCUCAAGUGCCUGACGCGUCCGCUGUGGAUGGGAGGUUCGGUUUAAGAAAAAUUCCUCGAGCGGAGUGGGAAGUCAUGCUUGACAUCGUCAAGUGCAAAAUUCUCUCAGUGAUCGAAGGCACCGAAAUGGAUGCAUAUCUUCUCAGUGAAUCGGCUUUUUUCGUUUCACCCCACCGUCUGAUCCUUAAAACUUGUGGGACCACGCUCAAUCUCUUAGGUCUUCCUCGCAUCCUGGAAAUUGCGCGGGAACAGGCCGGUCUCCCCAACGUCUAUCAAUGUUUCUACUCACGAAAAGCGUUCAUGUUUCCUGAUCGCCAAUCAGGGCCCCACAGAGACUGGAAAGCUGAAGUGGAAUACUUGGACAAUAUCUUUCCCAAUGGUGCUGCAUACACUGUUGGAAAGGUUAAUGGAGAUCAUUGGCUGCUCUACAUUACUACCCCGGGUGAAGACUGCAACGGAAGGACGGCACAGAAUUCACCUGUCCUCCAUACUCACACGUUACCCCCUGUCGAGGGAGAAGCUAGCGGAAACACUUUGCCGGACUCACCAACGCAAGACUACACUAUCGAGAUUCUCAUGCAGAACCUAUCUGCUUCCUCCCGAGAACCUUUCCUUACCCCAGACAUAUCACUCGAUGCUCCCGAAGAUACCCCCUCUGUCCAUGCUCUCGCCCUCUCUUCAUCGCUAGGAAUAACCGACCUAUUCCCGACGGAGUUCACCACCCUGGAUGCAUAUUCCUUUACACCAUGCGGAUACUCUUCAAAUGCUCUCGUGAGAUGGCGUGAAGACGCUGGGAGCGACCUUUCACAAAACGGCGAAGGAUAUUACACCAUCCAUGUUACCCCAGAAGAAGGAUGGUCGUACGCAAGCUUCGAAUGUAAUAUUCCACUUCCGACCCACUCUCCUUCAUCACACUCCCGCAUACCUGAUUUAAAGACGCUUAUCCGCCGUAUCGUUAAUAUAUUCCAACCCGGGAAGCUCACCCUUACGCUCUUCAUCUCCAGUGAAGAGAAUGCCACUGUCGAAGAGGAAGGAGGAGAGACCGCGGUCGAGCGCGCCCAGAGGGCUUUCAAGGCUGCCUUGACGCUGCCGUCAUGCUGUGAGAAGGAUUCUGGUACCAAGGAGGAUGGCCGGGCCUUCAACGGACUGUACAGGAGAACAGACAAAAUUAAUUACGAAUUCGGCGGAUACGACCUUGCUUUUGCCAGUUUCGAACUUCGAUCAUGACGUCUAGUUGUGCGUGUAACAUCUGAUUGAUUCCGUGAGCAUGAACGAAGAUUGACGCGUGUGACUAUCCAGAAUUCUCAAUGGCCAGAGUCAACCGUACUGAUUUGCUUCCAGUAAGAUCGUGUAUACUUGUAAUCAUGAGAGAUUCCCGCGCCAUUCAAAAGGCUUUCUGUUGCCAAUAAAAAUAUAGUUAUACACCAAAGCGUGUGGAUUACUAAGUACAUUCCAAGCAAGCCCAUCGGCCAGAAUCAGUAUUAACC
This is a messenger RNA of Somion occarium, 1809 nucleotides long. The record is from the annotation of a GenBank genome assembly. Lineage: Eukaryota; Fungi; Basidiomycota; Agaricomycetes; Polyporales; Cerrenaceae.